Molecule: messenger RNA, 1050 nt
Organism: Aphanomyces astaci
Lineage: Eukaryota; Oomycota; Saprolegniomycetes; Saprolegniales; Verrucalvaceae
Exons: 2
Coding region: 1-1050 (349 amino acids)
Source: RefSeq, a predicted model, not a curated record
AUGGAAGCUUCCCUCGUCCGCGUGCAUCGAUCGUAUGCCGACAAGCAGUCAAUCCUGGAGGCAUGGGCCGCCUCCACCGAUAUCAGUCAAGUUGAAUUCAGCCGGCGCCAUGACAUCCCGUUGUCGACAAUUCAAAAAUGGCUUGGCAACGCCCAGACGAUCAAUGCUGUGGACAAGACCAUGGAGCACAACAUGACGAAGAAAGGAAUGAUUGGCGACAACAAGCAAGUGCGCAAGUUGGACCAAAAGUCGCAGACUUUGUUCGCCUGGAUCGUAUCAGCGCCCGACCCGUUGGAUAUGGCAAGCGUAAGGCCCCAAGCUCGCGGGAUUUGGCCCGAAUGGCUCUACAAGUCUCAGUCCACAUGGAAAUGUGGUGACAAUUUCCGAAAGUGGUGCACCCGCUUCGUGCAACAACACUUUCUUGAGAAGUUCAACAAUCGAUUGAGGUUGACAUCAGCCGACGCCAGCCAUACUAUGCCUUGCGGUGCCGGUGCUCUUUCGAACCCAGCAGCCGGCACUAAUCCAGCCGAACGCGGUCAUUUUGUGCCGUCCGGUGACGGCGCUCCAUCGAACCCCGCAAACGGGACACCAUCCCACGCAGCCGUUGACAUUGACAAUGCAAAUCUGCCUCUUCUCCACCCAAGCUCAACGAACCGUCCUGACAGCCACCGUGAAACUGACAACGACGACGAAGACGUGACAUCAAUGACGUUUCAAGACGGAACAUCUAUGAAGCUAGCAAAUCGAGACGAGUACGGCUUGGGCUACAAACACAUCGACAUAUGCUGCGAACCGAUUGCGACGACAGGCCUCCCACCUCGCAUAGCCAAUUUUCUCGAGGGGGCAAAGUGCCCGAAGCUCCAAUACGUGUUGAGGCUUGAAGAAGACGUUGUUGUUGGCACGAAAAUCAUUGAAUACGUUGGGGAGCGUAUUGGCAUAGCCGAGUUCAUGCAUCGCAAAGCUCAUGACAUGGGUGGGUACCUUGCCACCGUGUCACGAGAACAGGGGGGACUGUACAUUGAUGCAAUGUAUGCGGGGAACGAGUCGUGA